Messenger RNA from Dipodomys spectabilis (banner-tailed kangaroo rat), 3394 nucleotides. It is a transcript of the gene Kdelr3, whose product is annotated as KDEL endoplasmic reticulum protein retention receptor 3. Gene Ontology annotation, biological process: endoplasmic reticulum to Golgi vesicle-mediated transport; protein retention in ER lumen. The transcript is spliced from 5 exons. Gene Ontology annotation, molecular function: ER lumen protein retrieval receptor activity. Bases 141 to 785 code for a protein of 214 amino acids. Gene Ontology annotation, cellular component: membrane; cis-Golgi network; endoplasmic reticulum. Lineage: Eukaryota; Metazoa; Chordata; Mammalia; Rodentia; Heteromyidae. The record is from RefSeq and is a predicted model, not a curated record.
GGCGGGGGCGCGCGGGCCGGAGCGCGCGGGCAGGGCCUGGGGCACCGCGAGGCCGCGGCCCGGGACGUGGCAGCGCCCCGCGCGCCCGAGAAAGUUGCCUGGAAGUUUGCUGCCGCGGCGCGGGAGCGGCCGGCGGGACCAUGAACGUGUUCCGAAUCCUCGGCGACCUGAGCCACCUCCUGGCCAUGAUUCUGCUCCUGGGGAAGAUCUGGAGGUCCAAGAGCUGCGCGGGCAUCUCUGGGAAGAGCCAGAUCCUUUUCGCACUGGUCUUCACCACCAGGUACCUGGACCUCUUCACCAACUUCAUCUCCAUCUACAACUCAGUGAUGAAGGUGGUUUUUCUCCUCUGUGCCUAUGUCACAGUGUACAUGAUCUAUGGGAAAUUUCGGAAGACAUUUGACAUUGAGAACGACACGUUCCGUCUGGAGUUUCUCCUGGUGCCAGUCAUCGGUCUCUCCUUCCUGGAGAACUACAGCUUCACACCAUUGGAGAUCCUCUGGACUUUUUCCAUCUACCUUGAGUCAGUGGCCAUCCUGCCCCAGCUCUUCAUGAUCAGCAAGACAGGAGAGGCUGAGACCAUCACUACCCAUUACUUGUUCUUCCUGGGGCUCUACCGACUGCUCUACCUGGCCAACUGGAUCAGGCGGUACCAGACGGAGAAUUUCUAUGACCAGAUCGCAGUGGUGUCAGGAGUAGUGCAGACCAUCUUCUACUGUGACUUCUUCUACUUGUAUGUGACCAAAGUCCUUAAGGGAAAGAAGUUAAGUCUUCCUAUGCCAAUUUGAGGACUCCCAGAGAUGAUCAACACUGUAACGAGGACAGUGCAGGAUUUGGGACCCUAUGUACUAGUGAAAAAAAAAUACUUGUGUGGAUUAGAGUGCAGCACGUUUGUCUAGCCACCAAGGCCUUGUUAAUCCCUCUCAAGUACCACCCUAUGAACACCCCAGAGCAGGAAACACACACACACACACACACAUACACAGUGUCAACUGCAGGUGACAGUCACAGUUCAUUUCCUUAUCACAUUCAAGCACAAGCAAACCAAAUUGACCAUUCUCGCCAAGCAUUAAUUUUGUGCCUCCCCUUUAAGCAAAUCAAUUUCUGCGGAGCUGGACACUAAGCGCUCAUCCCCAGGUAUCCUUAGUCUUGUGCCUCAAACUGUCUCACAUUAGGACCAAUCUACACUAAGGUCGGCCGGUCCCACCAGGUGCUACGUGGGCUGUCUACUCAAGUUGUGUCUUGAAGCAAAAGUAGUGUUAAGGACAAGCAACUAUUCAGAAGCUUUAGAGAAUAAACAGCUCACACCGUAUUGUCAAGUGUUUUAUUUAUACCUACAAAAGGAAACAAGAUGGUAUCAAAAGGACAAUUUACAAACUAAGAAUAGUAACAUUGCUCUUAGCCUGCAUCCUGUGCCUCAACAUCACACGCCUACAAAUCUUUCAAGUCUUAACACAACAGGAAUGUGUUCAGAGACCAGCAAGGACAUGAGGAGAGCACUGAUCCCAAGCAAAAGCCACUAACCUUUUAGUUGAGAGGUCUGCACAAUAAACUGUUGGGGGAGGGGGAAAGGAUGGGGAGCAGCAGCCCCUGGUUUAAUACUGAAGCCCUUUCCACUACUACCACCAGCCAGCCAGGAUUCACCACUCCUACUCUCAACCCAAGAGCACAACCUCAGAGCUAUGCUCAGGCCACCAAGAGCUUUUGCAAUGGCCAAUACACUGUUAUUUUCUGCUCACAACAUUCCUCACUGAAGAGGGCAAGCAAGCGACUCAGAUACUACACUGCUCACAUACCCAGACAGCCUGUCCCAGAAACAGAUGUGUUUGAGAGCCAUAGAGUAGGACCUAAUCUAUUUAAAGGGGGGGAAAAAAAAAAUCAACCUGAAUGUGGCUGCAGAAAUGUCCACAACAGCGUGCGUGGCCAGUGCUCAGACAUGUUUUGGGAGCAGAGAAACACGGCACUUUGGUUGCAAGCACAGAGCAGUUUUACGUUUCUUCUAUGCCUACUGUCCUCCCCACUGGGCCUCAACUUCUACAAGAUGGGGAAAGAAAAGACAAAGAAAGUUGGAUAAUAAAAAAAAAAAGGCUGUCCAAGUUUUCACAUGCACAAUUUCAGCUUAUGCUGACAACCUACCUGUAUCUGCUGCACACUGAAUCAUACUUUGAGAACCCCUCAGAAACCAUCCCUUUUCUCUCCCUGAAGGAUUUUAAAGGGAAAACAAAAAUAAAACCUUCAGAGAUCAUCUUAAUGGUCAGGUAUUACACACCAGCAAGCACUCAAAAGCCACAGCCCAAGAAGGCAGCUGGGGGGCCUUCCUCCUCUAACUGCCACCGGAAGCACAGGAGGGGGCUCAGGGGUGGAGCCCUCCUCCCACACAGGGUCAGGCAAAGGCCCGGAGCCGACUGUCUUGCUGCCCUACCUGGGCACAGUGAACUCAGAAGCAGAGAAUGCUUUCCAGGUCCAUCUGCUGUGGCUGGCAGCUGGGUAAGGCAUACUUCCAGCAGGGGGUCAACUCACCUACCUUCACAUGGAGGCAAAAUAAAAAGGCCCCCAGAGCGUGUCCUAGACACUACCUACCUGUGGAGAGUACGCUGCGCACACCAGCACACCAGUCGUUAGAAAGCACUGCAGGACUGGCGGAGACCAGUGCAGAGUGAAAUCUUGUCAAGAUAAUUUGGUCAAAUGGGCAGUGGCGCCAGCAAAGAGUUGCUCUCAUUCUACUUCUACAAAUACUGAGUUUAAAAGGAAAAUCAUCUGCCCACUUCGAGUACAUUGUUUCUAAUUAAAGGUGCCUUUUACACUGCAGGUGAACGCAUUUCUGUGAGCAUUUGUGUAUGUUCAUUUGCUCACAGCAGUCUGGCUAGAAAGUGAAUUUCAUAGAUGGUCCUUGGUUGCCUGGGCCCAUAUGCCAAACCAAUACCAUCAACUGGUGGUUUUAAAUUAAAAACACAUCCUAAUGACAAUGACAAAGCAGUGUCUUCAGUCAUCUGGGCCUGAACCCUGAUCAAACUUGAGCAAUGGUAAACCCAUUAUGGGAAAUCCCUCUCGGCUUUCUAACCCAGUUCUGAGAGCAAUUUAGAGCACAGAGGCCUUCUUCCUCCUCCUCCUGCCCAAGUCAGCCCUCCCACCCCCCCAACUCAGGGCUCCCACAAAAGGGCCAUUAGGUUUACAUUUGAAGAGGAAAACUAGCUCAAAUAUCCUCAACAUGCAAGUUGGGGGAAAUUCAUCUCCUCCAGUCAGACAUAUAUAUGUAUGUGUAUAUAUAUAUAUAUAUAUAUUUUUUUUUUUACAAAACCUGUUACUGAAGACUGGAUCACUUUUGGUGGGCAGAAGAAACCUGGCAGUGAGUUCUAACUAAUCUGCAUGAAAAGACAAUCACAAUGGUUGGGAGGGG